AUGAGUGAGGUAAACUGCACCACUAGAGCAGAGUUCAUUCUUCUUGGUUUUUCUGAUGUCCCUGAGCUGGCAUUCUUUCUCUUCCUGGUGUUUGUUCUCAUUUAUGGAGUGACAGUCAUAGCAAACCUGGGCAUGACUGCACUGAUUCAGGUCAGCUUUCAACUUCACACUCCUAUGUACUUUUUCCUCAGUCACCUGUCCUUUGUGGAUUUCUGCUACUCCUCCACCAUUGUGCCAAAGGUGUUCACUAACAUCAUUAAUGAGGAAAAAGUUAUUUCUUACAUGGGCUGCAUGGUACAAUUUUAUCUAUUUUGUGCUUUUGCAGUCACUGAGGUAUUUUUGCUAGCUGUGAUGGCCUAUGACCGCUUCGUGGCCAUUUGUAACCCACUACUGUACAUGGUCAUCAUGUCCCCAAAGCUUCGUACAGUACUAGUGUCUGGCUGUUACCUCUAUGGAUCACUUUGUUCCAUGAUUCACCUUUGCUUAGCCCUUGACAUCCCAUCAUUCAAGUCAAAUGUGAUUAACCACUUCUUUUGUGAUCUGCCUCCUCUCUUAAGUCUUGCUUGCUCUGAUGUUACUGAGAAUGAGUUAUUUCUGUUCAUCAUUGUCAAUUUCAAUGAGAUCCUCACCAUUGUGAUCAUCUUUGUCUCCUAUUUGUUUAUUCUUAUCACCAUCCUGAAGAUGAAUUCAGCAGAGGGGAGACGCAAAGCCUUUUCCACCUGUGCCUCUCAUCUCACAGUCAUCAUUGUCUUCCAUGGAACAAUCCUUUUUAUUUAUUGUCAGCCCAAUUCUGGAAAUAGUCUAGAUGUUGAUAAAGUAACUACAGUAUUCUAUACUGUGGUCAUUCCCAUGCUGAACCCCCUGAUAUAUAGUCUGAGGAAUAAGGAUGUGAAAGAGGCUCUCAAAAAAGUAUUGCACUCUAAAAGGAAUUCUUUCCUAGAAUUUUUUUCUUAA
This is a messenger RNA of Phodopus roborovskii (desert hamster), 954 nucleotides long. Its product is annotated as olfactory receptor 5L1. Gene Ontology annotation, molecular function: olfactory receptor activity; G protein-coupled receptor activity; odorant binding. The coding region runs from base 1 to 954 and encodes 317 amino acids. Gene Ontology annotation, biological process: sensory perception of smell; G protein-coupled receptor signaling pathway. Gene Ontology annotation, cellular component: membrane. The transcript has a single exon. The record is from RefSeq and is a predicted model, not a curated record. NCBI's taxonomy places the organism in Eukaryota, Metazoa, Chordata, Mammalia, Rodentia, Cricetidae.